AUGUUCGGAAGCAGCAACACCUUCGACCCCAACACCGACGUCCCAGAUCUAUCUGGAAAGGUCUACGUCGUCACAGGCGGCAGCGCAGGAAUCGGCUUCGGCAUCUGCGCACACAUCCUGCAACACAACCCAAGCGCCCUGUACCUACUCGGCAAAAAAGAAGAGCACAUCGCCGAAGCAACCGAGGGGCUAAAGAAAUACGGCGACGUGUCCAAAGUGCACAGCGUCCAAAUCGAGCUCGAGGACCUGCAUCAAACAGACCGCGUCGCAAAAGACCUCGCAUCCAAGCUCGACCGCCUGGACGCCCUCAUCCUCAACGCAGGCCUCGGCGUUGGCGUCUUCGGUCUAACCAAAGACGGCCUCGACAGCCACAUGCAAGUCAACCAUAUCGCGCAGUUCCACCUCUCGCGGAUCCUUAUGCCUCUACUGCAGAAGACGCCGGAGUCCAGACUUGUCCUGCAGUCAUCCGAGCUCCACCGCGCCAUCAGCAGCAGCGAGGUGAAAUUCGCCUCCGUGUCCGAGCUAAACAGCGACAUUGGGCCGGCGAAGCUGUACAAUCGCACCAAGCUGGCGCUGGUCCUGUAUGCGCGUGCGUUGGCGGAGCGCAAAGCAAAGGGGCAGCUUGGGUUUAGCACGGACGCUAAGAGCGGGCCGUGGAUGAAUGCGACGCAUCCCGGGGCCAUCAGUACGGACCAGCAGAAGCAGGCGGAGGAUGCGUAUGGGGCGUUGGGGAAGGUGGGUGUUGCGGUUGUGAGGCCGUUUAUGAAGGAGCCGGUUGAUCAGGGAUGUCGGGCGGCGCUGUUUGCGGCGACGAGUGCGGAUGUUGUUACGGAUGGGAUUCAGGGGCAGUAUAUCAUCCCCGACCGCAAGCCGACUAGUCCGUCCAGCGAUGCCCAGAGCCACGAGCUGCAGGAGAAUCUGUGGAAGUUGACGGAGCAGGUCUUGAAGGAGAAAUUGGGCUCAUUGCCGUAUGAGACUCAAUAUGUCUAG
Aspergillus mulundensis is the source of this 990-nucleotide messenger RNA. Its product is annotated as SDR family oxidoreductase. The transcript has 3 exons. Bases 1 to 990 code for a protein of 329 amino acids. Lineage: Eukaryota; Fungi; Ascomycota; Eurotiomycetes; Eurotiales; Aspergillaceae. The record is from RefSeq and is a predicted model, not a curated record.